Molecule: messenger RNA, 1915 nt
Organism: Aquila chrysaetos chrysaetos
Lineage: Eukaryota; Metazoa; Chordata; Aves; Accipitriformes; Accipitridae
Gene: PIERCE1
Product: chromosome 24 C9orf116 homolog
Exons: 3
Coding region: 20-397 (125 amino acids)
Biological process (GO): axoneme assembly
Cellular component (GO): axonemal microtubule
Source: RefSeq, a predicted model, not a curated record
CCGUUCCGUCCCGUCCCCCAUGUCCCGCCCGGCGGCGGCGGGCAGCCCCGGUCCCCGCACCAGCGACUGCUACCGCACCAGCCCCGGCCUGCCCGGCCGCUUCCAGCAGCCCGCCUGCUUCCGCGGCUACGGGCAGCCGGAGCCUCACCCCCGGUACCGGACCGCCAACCGUGCCUACGGCAGCAAAGCCCCCACGGUGCACGAGGUGCCGACCUCCUUCCACGUCACUUCGCACGCGUUUUCGAAUACUCUGGCACAGUGUGGCAUGUACAGAAAUAACGGGCUCAACACCUCCCUGGAGAAGAGCCACGUCACCGGCCCAGACAACUUCAUCACCGCUUACGACCACCUCAACUUCCAUCCCAGCUACAACCCAAGCGGCCCGUCGCACUGUUAGAUCUGCAGCAGUACCAACGACAGCACGAGACCGCUGCGAUAUACUGCUGGCUGCCUAGAUCAAAACCAAAACCAAACAGACAAAACCAUGAGCAAGCAAACAACGGCACUGACCUUACCCUAAAUCUGUUGCUAAGCCUCAUCUGAAACCAUGACAGCAGGCACUACACCAUUGCACCGUAGCUGCUAAAUGGCUAUUUCAUCAAGAAUAAGGCAGGUUUCCAUUACAGUCGUGCCCUGUGCCAUCAGGCUGGGACAGGGCACUCUUGUUAGAGCCCUUGGCUUCAGGUCACCUCUCCUGAACGCAGACUUGGGAUGUCGCAGUUGUUAUCACUGAGGAGAGUAAAACCGUAGAGACCAUCAGGAAAAGAAUUCAUGUGGCCCACUAACUGGCAGCAGAUUAACACACGUGCUUCACACUAUUAACCAUGUAAGUCACGAUUUCAUGAGAAGUUUUCUCCUGAACAGAGGGGAAAAAAAAUCUUUCACCUGGGUAAUGCAAGGCUUGCUAUUACAAUGUGAUGAACAGCUACAAAAUUAGCAGGCUAAAGGUAGCAGUACAUUUCUAAUACCCCCCCUGCCCAACCCAAACUGUUAUAUGUUUUUGGGUUUUUUUGUUUUUUUAAACAGGACUUCCACCAAGUUAAGGUCACAAAUUUAGCUUUGGGGGAAAAGCAGUUUAAGACUGUGUUAUCAAACCUGAGUUCAGUCAUUUGUUGGGAAAAACACAUACAGCCACUUUGGUACCAGAUGAAAAUAACUAAUUUACAGAAUGAAUGUUAUUAGGAAUAGUAUCUUAAUUUAUAAAGAUUGAAUGUGAUUAAAUGUCAGUUGAAUAGCUCAUAUGAACCAUUUUACUUGAUUUAUAGGCAGCAUAUAGUUAUAAACUCUAGAACAAUACACAUUACAUAUAUAUGUAUGUUCCCUUAACCUCUUCUCUGUCACUAAUGAUCCUUUAAACUCUUGGCUCAUGUACCACGUAUUAAAAUUUACAAUUUCUAAACUGUUUCUGUACUAUUUAAUGAAUAACCAAACUGCAUGUUUUCCAGCCUUUGGAUUUCUUGUUGAAAACAUGUUCAUCUCUCUUACCUCUCAAAAAUACGUGUUUUAAGAAAUUAUUCAAAUAAAGACAACUAAUAAAAAAGAAAAUGUAUUCUUAAGUUUUAUUGUAACAACUGUAGUUACACAGCCAGUGAAACUGCAUCGUUUAGACAGUAAAGUAACUGCUUAAAAACUAGUCUUGAAGAGAAACUAGUCUGCCUGUUUACGGAUGAGAAACGGUCCUACCUUACAGGUAUAACAUAGUGAUAGCAUACAUUAAAAUGAGCAUAAUACUAUCCUAGCUGUUUGCUAAGAAAAUAAAAAAUGAGUGUAAUAGUAUGUCCAAGUACCCCUGCAAAUUAUAUUCUUCAUGUUAGAAAUAUUCCCUGUUUGUGUCAUUUUUAUAUAGUCUUAUAAACUGCACAGGAAGCAUGACGACGAUAUAUUUAAACAUACUUGCAAGGUAGAGGUGUUCUGU